CAUUACGGACCACUUUACAGGAGUUUUCCAGGAUUAACACAUGACUUGCCACAACAUGUUGUUGCCGAGAGGAACCGAAAGUUAUCCAACCAGGCUCUGGUGGACUUCAUUGUGGCAAGAGGAACUGAUGACCACAUUCAGUCCAUCAUCAGUGGACAAAAAAAAUCAACAGUGGCUUGACACUUUUUCCAAGUGUUCCAUAAAGAAAGUGCCUGUGCCAUUGUUCAUUGAAGAUCAGGAACAAAUUGAUAUUAUCUACACUCACCUGACUUCAAUUCUGAACAGUACACCCACACACACCCACAGUGACCAGAUCAGAUUUAUUAUGGAUGUCCUUUUUCCAGAGUCCAUCAUCUGUGCUCUUGCUGUUGUGGAACAUGUGUCCAUCUUGGAGGCUGAGGGAGAAAUUCCUGCGAGGACCUGUCAUUGA
Megalobrama amblycephala (Wuchang bream) is the source of this 430-nucleotide messenger RNA. RefSeq names its product PWWP domain-containing DNA repair factor 3A-like. The record is from RefSeq and is a predicted model, not a curated record. NCBI's taxonomy places the organism in Eukaryota, Metazoa, Chordata, Actinopteri, Cypriniformes, Xenocyprididae. The coding region runs from base 41 to 430 and encodes 129 amino acids. The transcript has 3 exons.